GCAUCUAAUCUCAAUCCGAAGCUGGUACGUGGCCAUGUGGGCACAGAACUCGUAAUUUAUUGAAGUUAGUAUGCAUUUUGUGACCGUUCAGAAGUCUAUGGGAACCACUGCGCCAUUCUUCUAUCGUUUGUGAAAAUGGAGGAUGCCAUAGUUCUAUACCCUUCUCCAGGCAGGGGCCAUCUGAUCUCCAUGGUAGAGCUUGGCAAGCUCAUACUCAAAAAUCAUCCAUCUUUCUCCAUCAAAAUCCUCAUCUUAAGCGAACCAAACACAAAUACUAACUCUACUGCACCAAAUUAUGUAGCCAGCUCUACCACCAAAUACAUCACCACCGUCAAUUCCACCACCCCAUCUAUCACCUUCCACCACCUUCCACCUAUCUCAGAAGUCCCACCCAGUACUUCUUCCUUAGUAGAACUCAGCUACUUAAUCCCACGAUUCAACAACCAAAAUCUCCACCAAAUCCUCAAAACUAUUUCCCAAACGUCCAAACUCAAAGCCUUUAUCAUUGAUUUCUUCUGUGAUGCUGCUUUUGAAGUGGCCACAAACCUUGACAUCCCCACUUACUAUUUCUUCACCAGCGGCGCAAGUUUCCUAGCCGCAUUACUAUACCGCCCCACUUUGCAUAAGAAAGUGGAUAAAAGCUUGAAAGAUCUCGGUAAUACGCUUCUUGAUAUUCCUGGCUUACCGCCUAUCCAGGCUUCAGACUUGCCCGAACCUUGGAAAGAUCGUACUUAUAAAGAGUACCACUAUUCUUUAAACGCGUCAAACCACAUGGCCAAAUCAAAUGGACUUCUUGUAAACACGUUUGACUUGCUCGAAACAAAAGCUAUCAAGGCUAUCUCGGGUGGACUAUGUGUCCCACAUAGACCAACUCCACCAAUUUUCUGUAUUGGACCAUUGAUAUCAAACAGCAAUCAAGAUGUAGAAGAUCACGAGUGUUUGAAUUGGCUAAACUCGCAACCGAGUCGAAGCGUUGUGUUUUUAUGUUUUGGAAGCUUGGGAUUGUUUUCAGCUAAGCAGUUGAAAGAAAUAGCGGUGGGGUUAGAAAAUAGUGGUCAAAGGUUCUUGUGGGUGCUAAGAAAUCCACCACCAGAUAAUGAAAAAGAUCCGAACUUGGAUGAAUUAUUGCCGAAGGGUUUCUUGGAAAGGACCAAGGAGAAGGGUUUUGUGGUUAAAAAAUGGGCUCCACAGGUGGCAGUGUUGAGACAUGACUCAGUGGGUGGGUUCGUGACUCACUGUGGGUGGAACUCAGUGCUUGAAGCAGUGUGGUGUGGAGUGCCAAUGGUUGGUUGGCCAUUGUAUGCGGAGCAAAGGUUGAAUAGGGUGGUUUUGGUGGAGGAAGUCAAGUUAGCUUUGGGGUUAAACGAGUCAGAGGAUGGGUUAGUGAGUGCAGCUGAGUUAGAGAAGCGAGUGAAGGAGUUAAUGGACUCGGAAGUGGGAACAGAGGUGAGAGAAAGAGUUUCGGGUUUGAGAGAUGAAGCUGUGACUGCUGUGAAAGAGGGUGGUUCCUCUCAUGUUGCAUUGGCAAAGUUGGCUGAGUUGUGGAGGCAAAACUAACAUGAGUUCCCUCAGCUAAUAAGUCGGUGAGCCAUUCCAUUGUUCUUAAUUUGACUUCCUUCUUCGCUACUGUUUCCAUUUUUUUUUUUUUUUUCCUGAUGAGUACUGUUUCCAAUUUCCAUUGUUGAAUUUUAUUUAGCUAUAUUGGUGCAUCAUAAUUCACAGUACAGUCAGAACAUGAUCAAAUAGCUGGCUGUACGUCCGUGUUUAUUCAUCAUAAAAUGGGUAUGAUUUAGUAUUUAAGGGCACAUUAUACAUGUAUACCACUCCUUAUAUAUUCUUAAAACAUGAAGUAUGUUAUGCAA
Molecule: messenger RNA, 1862 nt
Organism: Quercus lobata
Lineage: Eukaryota; Viridiplantae; Streptophyta; Magnoliopsida; Fagales; Fagaceae
Product: anthocyanidin 5,3-O-glucosyltransferase-like
Exons: 1
Coding region: 136-1557 (473 amino acids)
Molecular function (GO): UDP-glucosyltransferase activity
Source: RefSeq, a predicted model, not a curated record